Molecule: messenger RNA, 1301 nt
Organism: Poeciliopsis prolifica (blackstripe livebearer)
Lineage: Eukaryota; Metazoa; Chordata; Actinopteri; Cyprinodontiformes; Poeciliidae
Product: fatty acid hydroxylase domain-containing protein 2-like
Biological process (GO): sterol biosynthetic process
Molecular function (GO): iron ion binding; C-4 methylsterol oxidase activity
Source: RefSeq, a predicted model, not a curated record
AGCCAAUCAGAAGCGUCCUCCAGAAGUAAAUAAAGUGCGGCUGAGUUCGUAUCAGCUGGCUGCAGGAGAAGCAGAGAGGAAAAACAUGGAGGCCGAGAGCCGCGAGACGGGGAGAGCUGAGAAGAGCUCAGCAGGCAGCGGCCGACAGGAAUCAGCAGGAGGCCUGUGGGAUUCUGUGAAGAAAGCUGCUUUUGUCAUCGGAUCUGGAAUUCUGUUCCUGGCUGCUUUUGGAAACUCGCUGACAUGGCAUCUUCAGAGAUUCUGGGGAGCUUCAGGAGAUUUCUGGCAGAAGUUGUGGACGAAGGUUUACCUGCAGUUUGAGGGUCACGAUGCUGCGUUGUUCUUCUUCGGAACCAUGCUGGCCCCGACGUUGGUGUUCUGGAUGCUGAACGGCCUGCUGCUGCUGGUGGACACUUCUGGGAAACCGUCCUUCAUCACUCGGUACCGGAUCCAGGAGGGCAGGAACGACCCGGUGGACCCGGCCAAGCUGCGGCAGGCGGUUCGGACCGUCCUGUUCAACCAGGUUCUGGUCUCCGGGUCCAUGGUGGUUCUGGUCUACCUGCUGGCCAGCCGGACCGGCCGGCCCUGCGGCCCGGAGCUGCCCACCUUCCACCGAGGCCUGAUGGAGCUCGGCCUGUUCUCCAUGCUGGAGGAGAUCCUCUUCUACUACUCACACAGGUUGUUCCACCAUCCCAGCCUCUACAAGCAUUUCCACAAGCAGCAUCAUGAAUGGACCGCUCCCAUCGGCGUCGUCUCCAUCUACGCUCAUCCUCUGGAGCACGUGAUCUCCAACAUGCUGCCGGUGGUGAUCGGACCCGUCCUGCUGGGCUCCCACAUCACCACCACCAGCGUGUGGUACUGCCUGGCUCUGGUCAGCACCACCGUGUCCCACUGCGGCUACCACCUGCCCUUCCUGCCGCCCGAGUUCCACGACUUCCACCACCUGCGGUUCAACCAGUGCUUCGGCGUGUUCGGCGUUCUGGACCGGCUGCACGGCACCGACUCGCGCUUCCGGCAGACGAAGCAGUACGAGCGGCACACCUUGCUCACCAGCCUGACCCCGCUCACCCACAGCAUCCCCGACACCCACAAGAAGGGCCGGUGACGACCUCCGACCCCCUGGCCAUUGAGGGAGCCCUAACCUUUGACCCCGGGAGCUCCUGCAGCGCUUUGAUUUGACAUGAAUCCGGUUGAUCGGUUCCAGCAGAACUUGGUCUCAUUUUGUAUUUCUGAUCCAGAUGUUUUCAGUGAAACAUGCAGAAUAUUUUCACAGGAACAUUAAAAUGUUUGUCGCAUUUUGA